Amoebophrya sp. A120 is the source of this 4019-nucleotide messenger RNA. Lineage: Eukaryota; Dinophyceae; Syndiniales; Amoebophryaceae. The record is from the annotation of a GenBank genome assembly.
GCGUUACUCAUCUUAUGGACAUUACCCAGCACUGGCACUCCCCAUCACUAAUUUUGCUUAGAAAUUCAAUUGUGGCCCCGCGCGGUUAGGACAAGUAAACCCUCUUUCGGUGCUUUUCGAGAGGUGUUGCGCACAAGCAUCCAGGUAGACCACAACCCCAAGCAACCUUCUGAGUGGAGCAUGCAAUUUACUCACUUUUAUCGUUUCAUAAUCUUAAUCACAUCGGCUUUCUCUUUGUGAUUCUUGCUUCCAUUGUUUUUGUUUCAGGCAUCGAUUCGAUGUUAUGACAAUCAGCCACUUCUCCUGAAAACAGCUUCAGAACAACAACCAGCACACUUUGUUCUAAGAGCAGGUACAACAGCAGAAGUUAGAGGUAGCGAAUUUUAUAGAUAAAAUGUCGGUGCCAGCGGGGCCGUUAUGCACCUCGCUGAGCAACAUCAGGAAGGCGCCAAAGUGGACGCUUACCGGGAGAGAAGAGGACAAAGUCACCGCAAGGAGGAACAAGCUCGGACCCGGUCCAGGAGGCUAUCACGUGCAAGAUAUCAAUGUCGACGCAAGGUACUACAGUCAGUGGAUUUUCAUAUUUGUUCACUUUCAGUUUCAACAUCAAAGAGAUAGAGCUUUGGAUUAGGAGUUUCGUUUCGCUCCCGCCUUCUUCCCUCCACAGUUUUGUUCCCUCGUACUUUUCACUUCAACCCGUACGACGGUGCUGCUUAGCUCAAGAAAAGACUACCCUCGAAGUAUCAAAAAUAAACUUUUACAGGCAUAGCAGACCUCCAAGCGCCGUGUUUUCUCACGAGAAGCGGGAUGCCUUUACGCAGGCCCCGUUCAAAAAGCCAUCGGUGGGAACGUACACGCCAAAUUUUUUCCUAUCAAGCACCAUGCCCGCCUCCGGCCGAACAGUGUUUUCCAAAUCGAGUCGCGACGACGCCGGCAGCGCUAUGGGAAGUGCCAGGAGAGCGCAAACCCCAGGACCCGGAACCUACGCCUUCAAGCCAGCACUCAGCGACAUAUCAGCCAGCAUGUACGGCCGGGCAAAGGAUUUCAAGAGUAUACUCUUAGUUGCUUGCGAAAUUAUAUGAUUUUUGUGACUCAUAAUUUUCUAGGAGGAGACGUUUACUACGCCAAUCGUAAUUGUAUGAAGAACCGCUUUGAAAUAGAAAUCGGUAUCGGUGUCGCUUCUUGACCCUCGCGAGCACAGUACUCAGCUGCGUGUUUUCUCAUUGUUUUUGCGGAUUUGAAUUUGGUUCGUUAUUUUAUUUCCAAAAAACAGGACCAACAACACCGGGGCCGGGAGCUUAUACCAUAUCACGAGACCUUAUUGGGCCUGCAUGGAAGAUGCGUACUGCUUUUGAAUUCGUUUUUUCCACCCCGUGAAGUCAUAGUUCGACUGCUCUUAGUGUGUCGUUGCACUCACAGUAUGUAAAUCCGCAAAGCCGAAUUAAACCUCACCUAAAUAAAUGUAUGCCCGGGCAGUAGCAGGCUAGCGAGCCUGUGAGUCUAGGCUGAGGCUGGACGGGCGAUAUUUUAUACAUGUCCGAGCCUCGCCCUUUUCCGGUAGCCAGGACAAGAUGAUUGAGAGGGUGAACCUCUUCCCGGUCUGGGUUGAAGUUUAUUUCCUUUCUCUCUUAUCCUCAGGGAGUAACGCCCCUGCCGAUGGUAGUAAGUCUGGUCCAUCCGCCUCAGGAAAGUGUCUUUUAUCCGCUUGUCGGAAAGUCUGGUCCAUCCGCCUCAGGAAAGUUUUUUCAUCCGCUUGUCGGAAAGUCUGGUCCAUCCGCCUCAGGAAAGUGUUUUUUCUCCGCUUGUCGGAAAGUCUGGUCCAUCCGCCUCAGGAAAGUGUCUUCUAUCCGCUUGUCGGAAAGUCUGGUCUCAUCCGCUUUGCGGAAAGUUUGGCUAUCCGCGUGGCGGAAAGUUUGGUCUCAUCCGCUUGUCGGAAACUUUGGUCUCAUCCGCUUUGCGGAGAGUUUGGUUAUCCGCUUGUCGGAAAGUCUGGUCUCAUCCGCUUUGCGGAAAGUUUGGUCCAUCCGCCUCAGGAAAGUCUCUUUUAUCCGCUUGUCGGAAAGUCUGGUCUCAUCCGCUUUGCGGAAAGUUUGGUUUACCCGCUUGGCGGAAAGUUUGGUCGCAUCCGCAUGUCGGAAAGUCUGGUCUCAUCCGCUGUGCGGAAAGUUGUGGUUAUCCGCCUGGGGGAAAGUUUGAUCUCAUCCGCUCGGCGGAAAGUUUAGACCAAUCCGCUUUGCGGACAGAUUUGGGCAUCUCUGGGUUUAUCCGUUGUACGGACAGUGUUGGCAGCCCUGAUUGUAUUCUCGUUGACGUUGGCGAUAUCAGCGAGAAUACGAAUUCAUGCGGUCUCGCCUUGCUUUGGGAUGGAGGGUCGUUUGGCACUGGCGGUUCGAACCCGUUACCCUUGCGAACUUUUUCCCAAGCCAAGGCCCUUGGCUUUCUUUGGUUUAUUGUCCUUUGAUCCUCCGAUCCCAUUGCAACGCGAGGCCGCGAGGCUAUCGGUUUUUGUCCGCUCGAAGCUUUCCACUUCGAGCACAUGCCACUGGUCGGUCCGUCGUCAUCGCUACGCCUUCGUCUAUGGGGCGCACCGGUUUCCCAAAUUCAUCGUCUGGCCGCAGGCGUCGCGCCGGGUUCUUUGGGCUGCUUCGGCGUACCGGCCUCCGCCGGUGGGGUAGGUGCUUCCAGGGCGCCUCCUCGUGCGACGCAGUGGGAGAUGCUCCCAUCGAGCGAUCAUCCAUAGGGUGAUCCUUCCGCGGUGACUGAAUAAAAUAUAAAACAGCGACGUCGCAGCGACCCACCCCGAAGAGAGCACAGAGUCCAGGGCCAGGACAGUACACGAAUCCGACGACGGUGGGCUUUGCGCAUCCCAGCAUCAUGUCCACACCAAGGUAUAGUCAAGCACUCUGUUCUUACACAGUGAUAGAUGAAAGCAUGAUGAUGUGUUGCUGGAAUAAUACAAGAAGUACAUUAGUUCCCACCUUCUUUGCCUUUGCCUAUUUUCACAGCAUAAUUUUUUCAAACAAACAUAACAGGUUUUCCAUGGUUCCCAGGAGAUCGCAGGGGGGCAGCGCGAGAUCACUUUCGCCCGGGCCCGGUGCCCAUGGUGGAGCCUUCACUACCUUCGGGUACUGAGCACGAUCCUGAAACGCGCGAGCAAGGUCUUCAACCAUCUGUCUCUGCACACCGUGACAGGUUUUCCUUGAGACCCAACUAAAGCCGCAGCAACUCCUUGUCUCUACUACCCAAGUACCAAAAUGCAAAAUUUCCUUUUGAAAAAAAAAACAACACUCUCCUUGUAUUUAGCUUUUGUUCUUAACAGCUAAAUUUGCAAAAAUAUAUUGAUAAUUGAGUUUUAUGUCAUCUACCUAGAAGAAAUUGCACACAAAUUAAACACACACGAAAAAUAACAAAAACACACACGAAAGUUGCACACACACAACUCAAUUUUUACACUAUGAUUCGAAUAUACUACACUAAUUUUUAAUCUCAAUUUCAAUUGCUGCAUGAAAAGAAAAAUUCUUGCACAAGAGGAGAUUGCAAGAAUCGCACGAGUUUCGUUUACUUGUAAAAUAGGCACCAGCGGAAAUUCCAACUGGGACAUCAUAACGUAUUUGGUGGAAGAUUCGAAAGGCCUUUUGAAAAAUGUAUCUAUUGUUUGUGCAAUUGUUGCAUGGAUGUACAUGUACCUAGCUAAAAAACCACGACCCUGCAUAGUCGCAUGUUUGUACUCCAUUUCACAAAAUUAACUUUUACCAUAGCCUUACCAUACCAAAUUAGUUUCGCAUGUUGGCGGAAAUGAAACCCGGGACACAUGAUUUUUAUUCGUGGAAGGAUUGUAUGAAAAACGCAUACUACAAAACACCAAAAACCUCGUUAAGCAACCGAGGGAAUUCGAUCGAAGAGACGUGCGUUCGAUGUUGUCGUUGCCGUUGUGUUACGGUUUGUCCACUUCUUCUAAAUCGAGCGAGGCUGGAGAGAAUUAUCUAAGGAAAAAUCGCAUGCGCAAACAAAGGACUGAG